Messenger RNA from Geodia barretti, 1392 nucleotides. The record is from the annotation of a GenBank genome assembly. Lineage: Eukaryota; Metazoa; Porifera; Demospongiae; Tetractinellida; Geodiidae.
AUGGCGCUUGGCGAGUUCCAGACCUCCACUCCGGAGGAUGCCUUGCAAGCGGUCGCCGCAGCCCGAGAAGCUCUGGAAGGCUGGGCCAAUACUCCGGCCCCGGCUCGUGCCCAGGUACUUUUCCGCGCCCUGGAGAUUAUGGGCCGCCGCAGCGACGAACUGGCCCGCACCAUUACCGAAGAAGAGGGAAAGCCUUUGCCCGACGCCAUGGGCGAGGUCCGGCGGGCGAUGAAUAUCAUCGAGUACGCCGCUGGCGAGGGACGCCGCAUGUUCGGCUACACCACCCCAUCCGAGUUACCCAGCACGGUAGCCUAUACCGUAAGGCGACCGCUGGGUGUGGUUGCCAUCAUCACUCCCUGGAACUUCCCCAUAGCCAUACCCGCCUGGAAGAUGGCCCCGGCCCUCAUCUGCGGCAACGCCCUGGUAUUCAAACCGGCGUCCAUCACCCCCCUCAGCGCCGUAAAGCUUACUGAAGUUUUCGAGGAAGCGGGCCUGCCCCCGGGUGUCUUGAACCUGAUUACGGGCCCGGGCGGGUCGGUGGGCAACGCCCUGGUGCAAAGCCCGGACGUGAACGCAAUAUCCUUCACCGGCUCCACGGAAAUCGGCACCGGCAUCUACGCCGAGGGAGCCCAGCACCUGAAAAAGGUUCAGUGCGAGAUGGGCGGCAAGAACGCCGUGAUACUGCUGGAAGACGCCGACCUGGACAAGGCCCUUGGCGGCAUCGUGCAGGGGGCCUUUGGCUCCACCGGUCAGCGUUGCACCGCCACCAGCCGGGUCAUCGUGGAAGAGGGAGUCUACGACACCUUCAUGGAGCAGUUAGUCCAACGGACCUCCCAGUUGAAAGUCGGCGACGGUAUGGCGGCAGACACUGACGUAAGCCCCCUUUCCAGCCAGUCCCAGCUCGACACCGUCCUGAACUACAUAGGCAUUGGCGCCGAAGAGGGCGCACACCUGGCCUUCGGCGGCCGCGCCGUAACCGGAGGCGAGUUCGACGAGGGCUACUAUGUUGAGCCAACCAUCUUCACCGACGUUACUACGGACAUGCGCAUUGCCCAGGAAGAGAUAUUCGGGCCGGUGCUGACCGUUUUCAAGGCCAAAGACCUGGAUGAUGCGGUGGAGAUAUCCAACAGCGUCAAGUUCGGACUGUCCUCGUCGGUCUACACCCGCGACCUGCCCCGGGCGUACCGGUACAUCAACACCGUGGACGCCGGUAUGGUCCACGUCAACGCCCCAACGCUGGGCGGCGAGGUGCACCUGCCCUUCGGCGGCCUCAAGUCCUCGGGUGUGGGUCAGCGAGAGCAGGGCGUGGAGGCGUUCGACUUCUUCAGUGAGGUAAUUACGGUGUAUAUCGACUACGCCGACACCUCGCGGACACAGGCAAGAUUCAUCUAG